GGGGAAGGCAGGCAGGCAGACAGCAAAAACAACGCCGCGAAGACGAUACGCUACGCGCAAUAGUGAAGCAGACGGUUGUUGCGCGCACGACUUCCUUCCUUCCUUCCUCGAGAAGGGGGAGGGGGAGCCCGCCCGCCUGCCUUUGCCUGCCCAGCCCAGCUGCCUGCCUGCGUCGCCGCCACCGCCACCGCCUCCUCCUCCUCCUUCCUCGCCCACUGCCGCCUCCGCUCAGGCGACUCGCCGCGGGGAAGGGAGGCCGACCGGGAGGAGGCUCCGAUCCGGCCUCUGUCUCCCCAAGGCCUAUUAUUUUCCUCGGGAAUUGGAUUUGGAUACACUCUUCAACAAUUAUUGUCAGAGGUGUGAACAUCGAACUUCUCGAUAUCUUCUUUUGGGAGCAGUCUAGAUAUUCUCCAAUUCAAAAGGAAUAACACUCAGCUGAGACAAGCGCUAUCUCAGCUACCGGGAGGCCUCGAUGUCCAAAGUUUUGGAAAGUAGAAAUUCAUUUGGUACCACCACUCCUACGAGCUCAGCUUCAGCUUCAUAUUCUUCAAAAAAGAACGAGAAGACGGUAUCACGCUACCUAAGACCUUCUACAGGCUCAUGCCAUGAUUUAUGCAAGCAUGGACACAGGAAUCCUUCUGAAGAAAAGCUUCUGCUUUUAGGAGGGAGAAGAAAGAAACUUCCAACUCAUCCAAAUAAUUUGACACUGCAUGGAUCAGUUAUCUUAGAUACACCCAAGGAUGUCAGGAACAGAAGAAAUGUUUCACUAGUCAAGUCGAGUAUAUCACUGGGUGAAGCUGAUCGUGUUGUUCACAAGAUAAAAUCAGCAAAUUUGAGAGGCACUGAAUCAUCGGAACACUUGGUCCCACGUAUUGCUUUAUCAGCUGAUCAUAAAAAUGUGAACUCUGAUGGCAGAAAGAAACAUCCAAUGGUUGCACAGAGGACUUUGGCUAAUCCAAGGUAUUCCAGCGGAGUACCCAAUCUUGAUAAAAAAGCAGCAAUGCCAGUUAAGGGUUCGAAAUUGCCAGAGAAGACACUGCAGGAAAAAGCUAGAACUGUGGAGAAGGACACGACUGUCAAGCAACCGUUAGUUAAGAAACCAGCUUCACUUCCUACUAAACUCAACUCGAUUAAGAAAGUUCCUGUGUCAUCUCAGGCUUCUAAUAAUCUUGUAUCUUCAAAAGAUAAAAGUACUCUGAAAGGAAAGCUUCCUUCUUCACCAGCAAUUAUUACUGGCAAGCACACAAGCAAUACUGGUAAGACUGGAAGAAGUUCGAUGAGGUCCAGCAAUGCAAGUAUCAACGGCAAGGAACGCUCAGAUGUGCCCAGAACACCAUUCUCCAUUGAAGACGAGUUUAUUGCCUCUGUUGAAUUACAAGAAGAUGAUGUGCAAAAUUCAUGUGUUACAAGCUAUAAUGUGGAGUCAACAGUAGUGGAGCUGUUUCCAGAUGCCACAGAAUAUGGAGACAUUUCUCAAACAGCACCAGAAGAAGAAAGCAGAAUAAGUUCAGAUGAUGACUUGGACAUGUCCUCAUCAUCGUCUGUCCAAUCUGACUUGACUCCUGUUGAAACAGACGAAGAGGAUGUGCAAGGUUCAUCUAUUACAGGCCAUCUGGUGGAGUCAGCGUUAGCAGAACUAUCUUCACAUGCCACAGAAUAUGUAGAAGAAUCUCGACCAGCACGAAAAGAAACAAGUAGAUUCAGUUUAGAGGAUGAUGUAGUGGGAAGUAAUGAAGUGAGCGAACCAUUGGUCUCUGAACUCCCCGUUGCUGUUGAAUUGCAGCGAUCAUUUGAUAAUCAGGCACUCAAGACUAUGCUCAGUAAACCUUACCUAGAGCAUAUGCAACCGGAGAAGAAUUCUGCUGAUAAUCGAGCUUCAACGGAUGAAGACAUCCGAGCAGAUGCUGCAGCUCUCUGCCAGCUACCUAAACAACUGACAGCUGUGCAAAAUGCAGAUGUAUAUGAUUCUGUAUUAGCUGAAAGUACGCCAGAAGUUGAAGCUGAUGGAGUGAAAGUCAAUGCUAGUGUGGAGUCUGUAAUCACUGAAAGUAGGGAGGACAUGGGAGCUCAUGAAGACCUUCAAGGGCCUCCGGAGUCUUGCCUUGAUUGCACUACAGGAAAUGUAGCUGAAAAUGUCGAGGCUGCUGAAAUUGACGAUGUUGAGAAUAUUAAUAGUACAUCUCAUUGCCAAUCAAUUUUAGAAGCUUCAUCAGAUGGUGAACUUACGGAGCAAUCAAAGUCUGUGCUAACUGAUUCUAAUCUACAAAAUGAUGAGUUAGCAAGUGUCCAUAACAAUGGCUCCUUUCAACAGGAUGAACUGAAAUCAAUGAUUGUUGCUCAACAGUUAGUGGAAGAACUAUCAGAUGAUGAAAAUUAUGAAGAAUAUGAUUAUGAGUUAAUUGAAUUAGAUGAGUUUGAUGCAGAAGAUGAAGGAGAAGCAAUCAACCCAAAUGAUGACUCUUCAAAGGCUAAAGGCCAAAGGCUGCAAAGGAUCUCAUCACUUCACCCAGAUGAUGCUAGUACCACACCUUACAAAUUGAAGUUUAAAAGGGGUAAAAUUGUAGAACUCACCCCAGACAGUAAUGGCCCGAGAAGACUCAUAUUUAGAAGAAGAGCUGCCAAUGAAGUUGCAAAUGGUGAAGGUCAGCUAGUGAGAAGGAUUUUUAAGAGGAAUACCAGAAAUAAUGGUGUUCCUACUGAGCCUGACUUGGAAUCUCCUUCAGUGAAACUGAGGCAUCAAGAUACACAAGACAAGAAAGAUGCGCAGGGGCUAUUCAACAAUGUAAUAGAAGAAACUGCAAGCAAGCUUGUGGAGUCUAGGAAAAGCAAGGUAAAAGCUUUGGUUGGUGCUUUUGAAACAGUGAUACUUCUCCAGGACGGCAAUCCCACUACACCACAGGCAGGGGAGCUCCUAAACGUGUGCUGUUGCAAUGCUUAUUUUCUUACAGUCCCUGCUUCAUCUUGAAGAUGCAUGCACAGAUAAUUCCAUGGAAUCUUCAUCGGAGCUUAGUGGACUACAUUCACGAGACGAACUUGAGGAGGACCGGAGUUUGGAAGACAAACUCAAAGAAGAAGCGCUAAAAAACCCUAACCCAAACUACUAGAGAAGCGGAGGCGUCGAGAUUCCCCUCCCAGCGAUGGGAUAUCAAAGCGUCAAGCAAAGUGGAGGCGAAUCCACAGACUUUUCGAUGAAGCUUGGAAGGGAGAGUUUCUCUAGCCGUCGAGGGAAAGGUUUGGAUACUAUAUACUAUCCAAGGACUUUGAAGUUGUUUGCUGGAGAAGUUCAGAUAGGUGGCGUGCUUCAGUGCUUGGACAAGCUGUAUAGUUUUUCUUUCAUCAAGUAUGGUACAAAUUGCUAUGCAUUCAAAGUUUACUAGACGAGGGACAUUUA
Molecule: messenger RNA, 3391 nt
Organism: Triticum urartu
Lineage: Eukaryota; Viridiplantae; Streptophyta; Magnoliopsida; Poales; Poaceae
Molecular function (GO): calmodulin binding
Source: RefSeq, a predicted model, not a curated record